Messenger RNA from Hydractinia symbiolongicarpus, 1539 nucleotides. RefSeq names its product GDP-fucose protein O-fucosyltransferase 1-like. The transcript is spliced from 8 exons. NCBI's taxonomy places the organism in Eukaryota, Metazoa, Cnidaria, Hydrozoa, Anthoathecata, Hydractiniidae. The record is from RefSeq and is a predicted model, not a curated record. The coding region runs from base 27 to 1208 and encodes 393 amino acids. Gene Ontology annotation, molecular function: peptide-O-fucosyltransferase activity. Gene Ontology annotation, biological process: protein O-linked glycosylation via fucose; Notch signaling pathway.
UCUGAGUUUAAGGUAAUAAUAAUAGAAUGUCUUGGAUCAACUUUGUUAGCAAUUUUUUAGCUUUGUUUGCCUUGGUUUGUUCUGAUGCAAAGCUGGAGGACAUUGAUAAGGAUGGAUACAUCUUGUAUUGUCCCUGUAUGGGUCGUUUUGGAAAUCAGGCGGACCAAUUUAUUGGGGCCCUUGCAUUUGCGAAAGGCUUGGAUCGUACAUUAGUGCUACCACCUUGGAUUACAUAUCCUUCUGAUCAACCCUUUAAUUCUGGAAAACAAUUUUUUCAGUUGCAAAUAGCUUUUGAAGAUUGGUUUCAAGUCGAACCACUGAAGAAAUACUACCCAAAAGUAAUGACAAUGGAUCAUUUUAUGUCUGAAUUAGCAUCACGUGUUUGGCCAGCUGGUAGAAGAAAAGGCUUUUGUUACCGAUUUGGUGAAGAUAAGAAAACUUGUUCAAUGAAAAAUGGCAAUCCAUUUGGACCAUUUUGGGAUCAUUUUGGGGUUAACUUUGAUGGAUACAUAGAACAUUCUGGUUUACUCUGGGACACUCUAGAUGACGAAGAGACAAAAAAUGGCUGGCUUGCCAGAUUUCCCGCAUCAGAGUAUCCAGUGAUCGCAUUUCAGGGAGCACCUGGCUCCUUUCCAUCCACACCUGCUACACAGCAUAUCCAAAAGUAUAUUGAAUUCUCACAGAAAAUAUCACUUCUGGCGGAUGAAUUUAUUAGAGAGGAAAUGAAAGGAAAGAGAUUUGUAGCUAUUCAUUUACGGAAUGGUAUUGAUUUGACACGUGUGUGUGAUGAAUUGGACAGGUACUCUUCGUUAUUUGCUUCUGCACAAUGCACCAAACAUGCAAAGGAAAAUGGCGUCACCAAAUUGAUGUGUAAUCCCACAAAAGCAGAAAUUUUAAAGCGAGUCAAACAAUAUGUAAGACUUACUAAUGCAGAAGCUGUGUUUGUGGCCACAGAUAAUGAUGCCAUGAUGGAUACAUUUAGGAAAGAAUUGAAACGAAUGAAGGUUACUAUUCAUAAACGCAAACCUAAAAAUGAAGUUAGUGAUCCAAUAGUUGACAUUGCUCUGUUGUCGAAAGCUGACUUUUUUAUUGGAAAUUGUGUAUCAACAUUUUCUGCGUUUGUAAGAAGGCAUAGAGAGACCAGAAAUCUACCAGUCGGAUUUUUUGGUAUUGAAUAUCCCCAGAAAAUAAAACAUGAUGACCUUUGAGUUAAUAUGGAGAAGAGAUUGAAAACAAAAGAGAAAAACUAUUUAGGAUGGAAAGAUUUUUAUACAUGUGAAUAUCUAAGUCGUGCAUCAUAUUUUAUGUUCAAGAAAUCCAUUGCAUUAUAGGAAGUUGCUUAGCUGACAAACAGUCUUGUGAAUUGGCAUUGACAGUGACCAUAUAAACAAUGGCAACACCUUUUCAUUUUUGAGUACAUUAAUAAAAGACAGCAAUUAAAAUUUGCACCAUAUGCUGUCGAUGUCUAAUCAAUGAUGUGGUAUUAUUUAAUUUCGAUUUUAAUAUUUAUAUUGUUAUGUCAGUUGCUUGUGAUUAUGA